AUGAAGCAGAGGCUUGCAGAAUUCGAAGAAGCUGAAACACAGGCUGCAGAACCCAAUAAGUCUGAACCACAGUCUGAAGAACCCAAAGAAAUUGAACAGCAGUUUACUGAACCCAGUGAGGCUGAAGAGCCUGAACAAUCAACAGAACCCAAGAUACUGAACAGCCACCAGCAGAGGUCAGAAGAAGCAGAACAAAAGCAGGAGAACCAGCAAAUAUUUGUGAGGAAACACCAGCUACAAAGGACAGUACCACAUGUUUAUGACUUUAUAUCUGAUACUGCUGAUGACCAAAACCUUCAGCAGGGCAAGUUUCUCUCAGAUGAUAAGCAACAGAAAGAAGAUCCUGGAACACCAGAUGAAGCUGAGGCAUCCCCAGCACCUCUACUAAAGGAAAUAACAACAGGAACUCCAAAACGGUCUCCAGAUGAUGCUCAGGGUGCCAAUGCUGAAGCAGAAGAUUCCUCUGAAGCAACAGAGACUGGUGCAGAUAUCUCUGAGCUGAAGUCCUUUGCAGAAGAAUCUCAUGGUCAUGAAAAAGCACUUGUUGCUGAAGAAAUCCCAGUUCCUAUUCCUGAAGAAGAGUACUGUCCUAGUAUUAGGAUGGGUCUGAUGGAUGAAGCAGCAAGUGAAGAUUCUGCUGUUCUCUGCAAAGGUCAGGGAACUCAGACUUCUCUAGCCUUGUCACUUACACCUCCUCAAGCUGUCAGCAAAGAACACAGCACACAGACAGAUGAAGAACAAGGAGUAGCUGUUCUUGGUGUACAGACUUCUUUCUUGCAUGAUGAAGGUGGUGUUGAAACUAGAGCUGGUAGUCAUGGGCCAGUUAAAACAGAAGGCGUGACUGAAAUUUUGCUAGAUGCACUUCUUCCCUCUGAGACCCAACUGUUAAUCAAAGACACUCAAGUUGUUGGUUCAAAGCCAUCACAGAAUGUUGAGAUUGAUGCAAGUGAGGCAGAAGGAGUACCUUGCAUAGUAACUAGCCAUGUCAGUCUUGCAUUUUUAGGCUUAGAUUCACAGAAACCAGAGAGUCUAACAGCAGUUUCUGUAAAUGGUAAAAAGACGGAAAAUGUAACAACAGUGACUGCAAAGCCGGGAUCAGGAACAGCUCAGACUCCCAUUUCUCAAGAAAGUAAAACAGAUUGUGAGCACAACUCAGAAUUAGUUAUAGACAAAAAUAAAGUAACAGAAGUACAAGUUAGAUGUGAAAAGGACAUCCCAGAGGCUGGAAAAUAUACAGAAGAGAGUGUCCAGACUGGUAAAGAAACUGAAUUUGUUGACAGAUCUCACACUGCUCCAGAAACAUCUGACCAGUUUUCAAAAGAUGAUAAAAGUGCUUUACAAGAGUUGGAAGCCAAAGAAGUUCAAAAGGAGGCAGGAAAUGAACCACUUCCAGACAGCCCUUCUCUUGAGGCUAUUGCUGAAGCAGUAGCUGCUGCAACUACUCGUGCUGCUCUUGAUCUGCUUGCAACCACCAACUCAGAUACUCUUAUUAAACCUCAGGAAGUUCAGGAGGCUGCAAGUAGCCCCAGCAUCUCAUCUCUACCAAAGACUGCUGACACUAAAGUCGUUCCUAGUGAGCUAGGAGAAGAGGCCAGAAAGCCAAGUGAACAAGUGACAGAAGCAUCAAGAUCUCAAACCCAAAGUGAUGCGUCACAGCCCACCACAGUAUAUGUAGCCACUGUUACACAUACACCUUCACCAUCUCCCACAUCCACACCAGAAAAAGAAAAAACUCAGGAGUCUGUAGAGGCUGACUUGAUGAAGGCAUCAGUGCCCCAAGGUGAAAUUUCAGCUGAAACUAGUAAAACUGAUGCAGCCUCUCCAGUGCCUAUUUCUCAGGAUGUAGUUGUAACAAAGACAGUAGAAGCUGCUCUUGCUGAGGCAGCAGAAGAAGUAUGUGAUAUAAAUACAAACAAAGACACCAAGCAUCAGGAUACUACUGCCACCCAGGACCACCAAGGAGUCGCCACUGUUAGCCCAAACGAAGAUAGUCCGACAUGGACAUCGAGCAAAGGAUCGAGUCCAGACAUGGAAGAAUACGAAGUUAUAAAUAAAAAGAUAGUGCAUCAGAAAACCACUUAUAAAACAAGUAUAUAUUAG
Messenger RNA from Penaeus vannamei (Pacific white shrimp), 2100 nucleotides. Lineage: Eukaryota; Metazoa; Arthropoda; Malacostraca; Decapoda; Penaeidae. The record is from RefSeq and is a predicted model, not a curated record.